This is a messenger RNA of Mytilus californianus (California mussel), 4360 nucleotides long. Its product is annotated as ankyrin repeat, SAM and basic leucine zipper domain-containing protein 1-like. The coding region runs from base 32 to 1636 and encodes 534 amino acids. The transcript has 12 exons. Gene Ontology annotation, biological process: piRNA processing. Gene Ontology annotation, molecular function: protein binding. The record is from RefSeq and is a predicted model, not a curated record. NCBI's taxonomy places the organism in Eukaryota, Metazoa, Mollusca, Bivalvia, Mytilida, Mytilidae. Gene Ontology annotation, cellular component: pi-body.
UACCCUUAGCCAGGUUAUAGGUCAUGCAAAGAUGGCGAGCACCAUGGACUUUUUCCCCGGUGGUGCCGAAGACGAUUUCGACGAUGACGAUGAUGAUGGAUUUAUCCUAGGCUGUGACAACAAUCAUAUCAAUUAUGACCACGCAAAAAUUUCACAGUGGAGUAAUGAAGAUGUAAAUACAAACAAUAAUUUUCAACAGCCAGAUAAUGUUGGAAAAGGAGGAUUUGGAGCACCUCAAAGGAAAUCUGCUCAGAAAAAUGUCCCAGAUAAGGCUAACCAGAAGAGGCCAGUAAACAGAAAACUUGGUGUUGAUGAUUUCAGAAUGGCUAUAACUAGAGGAAAUAUGGAUAUCAUCACAGAAUCUGUUGCUAAUGGUUUUGAUGUUAAUACUGUUUUGAAAUGUGGUUGGACUGGAUUGAUGUAUGCAGCCAAUUCAGCUAACAAGCAGAUCGUAGAAUUUUUGGUGAAUAAAGGCGCCAAUGUAAAAUGUCAUCAUGAUAUGUUUAAUGUACUGAUGGCAGCAUGUUCAUCGACAAUCAGCAAGCAAGAAAACAUACUGUCAUGUGUAACAAUACUUAUAGGUGCUGGGGCAGAUGUAAACAGUCAUGAUAGAUACCACAUGUCACCAUUGAUUUAUGCUGCCAGGGAAGGAAGAGAACUCAUAGUAACUAAAUUACUGGGCUGUGGUGCAAAUAUUAAUAAACAAGAUAGUCGAGGCUGGUCUGCACUGAGUUGGUCUGUUAGUAAAAACCAUGUGAAAGUUGUAAAGGUUUUAUUGGACCAUGGUGCUGAUAUUAGUAUGAAACAAUGUGAUGGACAAACCCCUCUGGAUCUAGCUGUCUCACAACAAUAUGAUGAGCUUGCAGCAUUGCUGGGUGGAGAAGUGAAAAGAAAAUCAAACCAUUUAGAAGCAUCAAAUAUAGAGUCCCAGAAAAUCACAAAUGGUGAGGUGUAUGAUGAUGAACCUGAUAAUGACUCACAGUCUGUGAUAAAGUAUGGAGAAUUGGAAUUAUUUUUGUGUGGUUUAGACUUAAGUCGUUUUGUAAGCUUGUUUCAGCAGCAACAUCUAGACUUUACCACAGUAUUGCAGAUGACAGAUGAGGACUUGAUAAAGAUGGGUAUUCAUCAGAUUGGUGUUAGAAAGAAAAUAUUGGAUGGUAUUAGAACUGUUCAUAAAAAGGAGUGGGAGACAACAAGUCUUCAACAAGUGCAAUACAACAAACAGAUAAGCUGUGCUGAAUCUAUUGCCAUGGUAGCUAACAUCAGUAAGCAUUGUAAAUAUAUUGGAAGCACAACUGGAUAUAUUAGGGACCAGAUUUUAAAGAAUCCAGAAAUUCUAGAUGUUCAGGAUGGGACAGGACCUGAAUUACUUUUGCAACAUACAGAUGAUACUAUGAAAAAUGUACAGUCACUAUAUACAGAACUACAGAAACUUAACAGAACUUUAAAUUUGCAAUUAAAACGAAAGGACUUCAAUCCUCCAGAUCUCGUUACUUUAAAGAAGAAGAAAAGUGGUUUUAGAAAAAGACGAUUAAUAAGCGUAUGUUGUGUGACCUUUAUAGUAGGACUAGCAUGGUGGAAAAAACAACCUAUAUUGGACUUUCUGUCACAAUAUGAUCCUGCCGAUAGAAUUUAAUACAUUAAUUUAAUUUAAACAACCGUGUACAAAUGAAGUUAAAAGAUGAGGUUAAGAUUUGCAGCAUAACUAGGACCAAAUUUUUUUUUUAAUAAACCUGAAAACUUUGGUUUUUAUGAUCAUGUAAAAUGUGUGUUUGAAUGGUGUGAACAACAACCAAUAUAGACUAAGAAGCAUUUAUUUUGUUUUUGUUUUUUUUUUUUUGUGUUUUUUUUUACAAUUGUUAUACUUUGUGUCGUCAUUAUAAAACAUUAUUUUAUUUACAAAAUUAUUUUUUUAAUCAUUAAUUUCAGAUAUUAAUGCAGAAUGUUACAUUAAAAUUAGAUUUUCUUUUUAAGUUAUCAGAUAAAAACUUUUUAAUUAAGAAAUAGUUGGUAGCCAUUUUAAUUAAGAAAUAGUUGGUAGCCAUUGAAGAUUUAAAUUAAAAAAACAGACGUCAGAUUAAAAUCCAACAAUUUAAUUGUGUUCUUUGAUAAAAUUAUGUAAAAAACGGCUUUUAAAUCUAACCGUUCUGUGUGUCAUACAUUUGUUUGUUUUGUCUAUCUAAACAAAACUCCACCAAGUCUUACAAUCAAUAUCACUAAUCACCAGUUGAGUUCAGUUUUCACUUUCCUAAUAUCUAUCAAAGAAUUGUCCCUUGAUUGUAUGAAGAAAAUUUAAAUCUUAGCUUUCCUUUACCAAAUUAUGAGCUUUGUUUAAUUAAUCAUUAUUCUGAAUAUUUUGUAAUAAAAUGUAACUUCACAGAAGAUGGAUGUGGAGAUCUUUUACUUGGGAUUACAUUCAUCUGUCAUUCUUUGAUGGUAUUUAUACCUGAAAUAAAGUUUGGGGUACACAGGAAUCAUCAUAAAAAUAAGAAGAUGUGGUAUGAUUGCCAAUGAGACAACCCUCCACCAGAGACCAAAUGUCGUAGAAAUUGACAACUACUGGUAUGUCUGUUUCUCUGAAUUUACUUCUUUGUCCUUUGUCCAUCUUAUUCAUAGUAGAGAUAAUGAACAUAGUAUGCAAACAUCACCAUCACCAGUAUUUUUAUAUUAGCGCUCUGUAGGAGAGUGGUAUACCUCUAUGUCUGUCAAUCCUAUUUAAUAUCCAUCUUAUUUUUCUCAGGAACUAUAAAUCAGAGCUUUCCAUAUUUGGUAGCCAGUUUCAUGGUAGCAUGCUCAACUAUGUAAUGUGUUUUCACUUUCAUUGUAUAUUGUAUGUUAUUUUUCAUGGGAAAUUUAUACAAGGGGAAAAUUUUUGACAGAUGUUAUGUGUUGUGGAAGGAAGGUUUGUUUAAAUUGUAGUUAAUUGUCCUUGUUGAGACUUACCUCCUUAAAUAUACUCAAAAGUUGAAUUUAAUCUAGUCAUUUAAAGUGGAUUCUAUGCACUCAUAUUUGAUCUUGAAGAACAUUGUUCUUUUGAAGAUAACCAUAAAUUACAAAUGAAGUAAUUUUAAUAACAAAUGUAUGUAUAAAUAUUGAAGUUUAGCCAAUCAAAUACAGAGAGUAGUUUUUUAUUAAUUUUUAUAUUUUGAAAUAUGAUAUUUUCAGUGCCUUUCCAAACAGAGGGCAUCUUUUUCUUUUUCUUACGCAAUACAUGUAGGAUGUUAUACCCUUUUUCAUUGUGGAAUCUAGACAUCUUUGCUGAAUUUUUAUUGAUUGUAUGAUUACUGAAUGAAAUAUUAUAAAUGUCAUUUAAUUAUUUCAUUAGUUGGUUUGACGACCAACCUUUGAAAAUAGAGGACAUAAUUACUGUCUCUAGUUGUUUGUCCAAAAAUUUGCCGAGAAGAAGUUAAGAUAUUCAUAAAAAGGAUACCAGGAAUCACUUAAAGUAUUGUUCAAUUGACAACAUCAGCAAACAUAUAGACUUCUCUGAAAAAAAUAAACUUCAAAUAAACUGAUUUUGGUACAGCCACAAAAUUUGGCUGGGUUUAACCAGUAAGAGAAUUGCUAGAUUUUGAUGUGGAAGGAUAUCAAGAUUAAGCUUCAUUUAGAAAUACAAAGAGGUAGUAUACAAAGUACCAUACUGUGGAUUCAUUUAUUUUCGUGGAUAUUUGAUUUCGUGGUUUUGUUAUUAUCUGUAUACAAAGCAUAUAGAAAAUUUGUAAUUCAUUGAACAUUUGAAUUCGUGGAUCACCUGUACCCACGAAACCCACGAAAAUAGACAAAGUACAUUUUGUAUGAAGCACAGAAGCGCUUCAUUCUAAAAAUGUGCCCAUGGUCAACGCUUUUACAACCCUAUAAAAUUACUAAAAGAAGCAUUCAAUACUUAAAAUUACAUUUUUUUCCUAGGAUCAUGAAAACAUGAUUUCUAUCAAGUUUUUCUUUUUUUACCUGUGCACUUUAUUGUGGAAGCUUGUGUCAUCAUGAACGUUACAUUUCAUUUUGAAAUGAAGGUUAAUUCCAGAAUGACGCGAGAUUGCUGUUAGCCAAUCAAAAUAACGUAUUAUAAUGAAACAUACAUGUAAUGUAAUUAUAAAAUAUUGUUAAAUAAUGAAGAUAGGUGUAGCUUUAGAUUUUUUAAAUGACUGAUUUAUGAAACAAAGAAAUAAACCAGACAAUGUUAUAAAUUUCUGUUGUUGAAUGAUUGUUGUAAAAAUUUUAUACAUUUGUAUGACAAUUGCAUUAUUGUGAACUCUGUCAUCUUUGACAAGAAAAUUUUUUGAAGUCCCUUCACUGAAAUGAGAUUUAUUGGAUUAUUUGAUAUCACAAAUUUCUAUUGAAUAAAGUUGAUUAACAAACAGUA